AUAUCGAGUCAUCUGAUUGCUUUUGUUUGUUUCUCCUCUCUACCCUACACUCACGCCGAGCUCAACGUCGCGCUGCGUAUUCCCAGCAUGGAUUUGAUCGCGGAUCUUGCGACAAAAUCCGCACAACUACAUGCUAUCUCACACAUUUCUACUGACGAGGAGUAUGACCGGCAGCUUCUUGAUCAUGUCGCAUCCCUGAGACAUGCUCUGUCUACCAAAGCUCUGGUCUGCGUUGCCGGUGAUGAUUCACUCUUUGAUAAUUAUAUGAUGGUUCUAUAUGAGUCUAAUCAAUCAAUCUCCUUGGUUGUGCAGAAAUUCGAUCCAGGUUCCGAUUCUCUUGUCUAUCUAUUCCUCCUCCACCUCCAAAUUCAAAGCUCUCAAAAUGCAAAUUACAAUCUGUUUCCAGAAGCCAUCUUGCCAUCAGGGAAACUUUGGAACAGAAUUACAGCCUACAUAAAGGCCUUUGAUCCGGUUCAAGUCAGGUAUGCAGGUCAUGAAUGGCGUCAACUGAUUGAACUUGUGGCCCAGAUAGCACAGGGGGCUUCGAAGGCAAGACUACCAUUCACCCAGUCGCGUCAUGCCUGA
This is a messenger RNA of Penicillium macrosclerotiorum, 585 nucleotides long. RefSeq lists its product as uncharacterized. The record is from RefSeq and is a predicted model, not a curated record. The annotation marks the transcript as partial. Lineage: Eukaryota; Fungi; Ascomycota; Eurotiomycetes; Eurotiales; Aspergillaceae. The transcript has 2 exons.